Anthostomella pinea is the source of this 1317-nucleotide messenger RNA. The record is from the annotation of a GenBank genome assembly. Lineage: Eukaryota; Fungi; Ascomycota; Sordariomycetes; Xylariales; Xylariaceae.
AUGGAGUUUACCGGUGGCAGCUUAUCGGCAGACCAUCUGUGCGUGGUGGUUCAUGGGUUAUGGGGCAACCCGAACCACAUGCGAUCGGUCGCUAAGGCUCUGCGAGCCGCCCAUUCCGAAGACGAGCUGUAUCUCCUCGUCGCGAAACGCAACAGCGGCAGCUUCACCUACGAUGGCAUCGAGCGGGGCGGCGAGCGCGUCUGUCUCGAGAUCGAGGAGGAGCUGGAGAAGAUCAAGAGCAAAGGUGGCAAGAUAAAAAAGCUCAGCAUGGUCGGCUAUUCUCUAGGAGGACUCGUCGCCCGCUAUGCCGUUGGACUGCUGUCUGCCAACGGUGUCUUGGACCAAGUGGAGCCAGUGAACUUCACGACCUUCGCGUCGCCGCACUUGGGGGUACGAGUGCCCUCGCGAGGAUGGCACAACACAGUCUGGAACGGACUUGGCGCGCGGACUCUAUCCAUGUCAGGACGACAGCUUUUCAUAACCGACAACUUCCGCGACACCGGACGACCGCUCCUUGCCAUCCUUGCCGAUCCCGAUUCGAUCUUCAUAACAGGGCUGAAGAAGUUCAAGCGAAAAAUACUCUACGCGAACGUAGUGAACGACAGGAGCGUGGCGUACUACACGGCGGCAAUCGUCAAGACAGAUCCCUACACCGACACGAGCCGCGUCAAGCCCAAUUACGUUCCGGGGUACGAGGAUGUCAUACUUGACCCCAAAAACCCGGUCUCACCCCUGAAUCCAAAAAGCGAACCGGUAACGCUCGGCUCGGUCACGUCAGAGGGCCUAUUCUACGCCAAGCAGGCGCCCCUCGCCGUCGCGCUCGCCGUCUUCAUACCCAUCGGCAUCGCCGCCUUCCUGCUCAACUCAGUCGUGCAGAACCUCCGCAGCUCGCGGCGCAUCCGCCUACACGAGACGGGGCUCGCGGGCAUCGAAAUCGAGAAGUACCGCAUGCCAAUCUGGAUCAAGGAUAUCCGCGGAAAAGUCGAGGACGUGUACGAGAAUCUGAACGCCUCCCAGGGCCAGUCGUACCUGGUAGACGGGGCGUCGGACGACGAGGAGGGCGAUGACGCGGACGAGACCGAGAUCCUGGCUCUCGAGCGCCGCCAGUCGCACGCGCAAUCGCCGACGCUGGCGCUGGCGCCGUGCCAGUUCGCCAUGAUCAACGCGCUCGACGAGGUGGGUUGGCGCAAAUUCCCCGUGUGGAUCAAGAAGGUAAGGCACACUCAUGCUGCCAUUGUCGUGCGCAUGGAGAAGAAGAGCCAUGACGAGGGUCUUGUCGUCCUCGAGCACUGGCUCAAGGAGGAGUUUCUCAUGUGA